AAUCGUGAAGAAGAGCAAAAACCCAGAAAUUUGAAGAGAAGCGAGCAAUUAGGAAAGCAGGAAGCAAUGAGCAGCGGCCGAUCCGUCGACAAAAUCUCCGACGAACUCAAAUCGCUUUCGCUCCGUGGCCCCGCCGGAGGGAUUUUGCUGGAUGAGGAGGAUGAGGCAGUCCGAUUUUCUAACGUGAGGAAGAAGGAUUUCAAGCGUUGGGAGAGGGUGAAAGGACGAAUGAUGAACAUCCUGGACGGUCUUGAACUCCACACCGGCGUAUUCUCCGCCGCCGAGCAGCGGAGGAUCGUGGAUUGCGUCUAUGAUUUCCAGGAAAAGGGGCGUAAGGGGAAGCUUAGAGAGCGCACGUAUUUAAAGCCCAGAAAGUGGAUGCGAGGCAAUGGACGUGUUACAAUACAGUUUGGCUGUUGUUACAAUUAUGCGGUGGAUAGGAAUGGGAAUCCCCCUGGCAUAAUCCGCGACGAGGAAGUCGAUCCUAUCCCACCAUUAUUGAAAGAAAUGAUCAAGAGAAUGGUUUCUUGGCAUGUUCUCCCACCAUCAUGCAUCCCCAACAGCUGUAUUGUCAACAUUUAUGACAGGGAUGACUGCAUUCCUCCUCACAUUGAUCACCAUGACUUUGUUCGGCCAUUUUGCACGGUCUCUUUCUUGAGUGAAUGCAACAUCGUUUUUGGAAGAGAGUUGAAGAUAAAUGGACCGGGAGAUUUUUCAGGCUCUGACUCUAUUCCUUUGCCUUUAGGGUCUGUGCUUGUUUUGAAUGGAAAUAGUGCUGAUGUUGCUAAGCAUUGUGUUCCUGUUGUACCUACGCGAAGGAUUUCAAUUACGUUUAGGAAGAUGGAUGACUCGAAGAUCCCAUAUGAUUUCAUUCCUGACCCUGACCUGCAGAAUCUUCGCCCUUUGUCAUUACAAGGACAACAAUAUCCCAACAUUCUUCCACUCCGGCAAGAUCAGAAUGAUCAACCACUUAAAAAUGCUCAGCCUUCAAAAAAAGUUCAACAAAUUAAAAAAGCUCUGCAAGCGCAAAAAGUUCUACAAUCGCUUGCUCUGUAGAGACCUAUGCAACUAUCUGAAGAUGAUUUUCCACCACUGAACUCCAACACAACAGUGCAGUCCCGUCGCAAAUGACACUUUCCCUCCUAUGUGAUGGAAUUCAACUGAAAUCGGGGUUGUUUACAAAGUUGUUUUCUAUUGUUCAUGGCUAUGCUGUGAGCUUUUUUUUGUUGUUUUACUAGGCAAAAUUUAUUACUUUAUUUUAUAGACCAAAGAGAGUAAAUUGUAUUGAAGAAGUUAGUUACCAACUAUAAU
Messenger RNA from Dendrobium catenatum, 1311 nucleotides. Its product is annotated as RNA demethylase ALKBH9B-like. The transcript is spliced from 5 exons. The record is from RefSeq and is a predicted model, not a curated record. Gene Ontology annotation, molecular function: demethylase activity; mRNA binding. Bases 67 to 1056 code for a protein of 329 amino acids. Gene Ontology annotation, biological process: mRNA catabolic process. Lineage: Eukaryota; Viridiplantae; Streptophyta; Magnoliopsida; Asparagales; Orchidaceae.